Acomys russatus (golden spiny mouse) is the source of this 1464-nucleotide messenger RNA. RefSeq names its product kinesin-like protein KIF27. The record is from RefSeq and is a predicted model, not a curated record. NCBI's taxonomy places the organism in Eukaryota, Metazoa, Chordata, Mammalia, Rodentia, Muridae. The transcript is spliced from 8 exons.
AUGAAACUUGAGGAAAUUGUUAAAGAUAUGUUUCUGAUCUAUGCAGGAAAGGAGCUGCAGUUAAAAACAGGACAAGGAGAAGGUCUGAACCUGAAGGCUGAGGACAUCGAUGGGUUUAACUCAAACAGAAGAAAAGGUCCUUUUAGAAGUGUGGACCGACUCCAGAAAUUGGGUGAACAAAAGAAAUGGUUAGACGAAGAGGUAGAGAAAGUUCUGAACCAGUGCCAGGAGCUAGAGGUGCUGGAGGAAGACCUGAAGAGACUGGAAGCCCUGCUGCGGGAGAAGAGCCACCUGGAAAAUAAGAAGCUUCGGUCUAGUCAGGCCUUAAGCACAGACAGUCUGAAAAUAUCAGCUCGCCUGAACUUGUUGGACGGAGAGUUGUUGGAAAAAAGUCUGCAGCUUGAGAACAGCACAGCUGAGGGGAAAAUAAAGAGCUCAGAACAAGUUCAAGCUCUUCAGCAGGAAAAGGAGCAGCUCCAGAGACAGAAAGACAGUGUGGAUAAAAAGCUCAGCAGUGGCCAAGUGCUGUCCCCCAGCGCAGAGCGUCAUCUGUUUCAACUUGAAGAAGGCAUAGAAGCUCUGGAAGCUGCCAUUGAGGCCAAGAGUGAGAGCAUCCAGUGUCGCCAGAACUCGCUCAAAGAUUUCAAUAAGGUGAUGAAUUUGCGAGAAGCUGAACAAAAACAACAGUUGCUGAAUAAAGAGAUGGAGAUGAAGGUUCUGGAGUGGGAUACUAUCGUCCGUGAGUUAGGAUCUGCACUGGAACAUGUGCGAUUGCAGUGUGACCGAAGACUGGCCGUCCAGCAGAAGGAACACGAACACAAGAUGCAGUUGUUGUUACGUCAUUUCAAAGAGCCAGAUGGAGAAGGCAUUAUAGAAACCUUUAAAAAAUAUGAGGGCAAAAUCCAGCAGCUGGAAAAAGAUCUGUACUUCUUUAAGAAACCCAGAAAACAUGAACUACUACUGAUCCACAGACAACAGAUAUAACAGACACAAAGAUGGUAUCGUGAUGCUGGAGGUGGAGUCCUGAAUCCAGAAGAGGCGGCUGUGCUUUCUGAAGAAGUAAAAAGGGCAUCUAGAACCCAAAGUACAAAGUUGGAUGGAGGAGAAACAGAAAUAGACAAUUGUUCAAAUGGCUUAAAAACCCAACCACUGCCUCAGAAGAUUCUGGAAGGUGGCUCAGACUCACGGCCAGUCUGUGGCUCAUCAGCACCCUCCAUUGGCCAACUGUUGAGCAAUGUGCAUAAACCAGAGGACCAUCCCUUCGCACAGUUCCAGAGUUCACCACCAUCCCAAUUUCACCCCUUGAGAAGUAUCGGGCAGCUUCAGGGUGUCAAGCCCGUCAAAUUGUGCUGCAGAGAAUUACGUCAGAUUUCUGCCGUGGAGCUGUCAUUACGUUGCUCCAGUCUUAGACCUGGGGUCCAGUCAGUAACUGCCAAUUCUCUUGAAGUAUAUGAGGAAGCCUAG